UUUUAGUUUAUAGUAUUUACUCGGUUAUUGCCUUUUCCAUCUGUUGCACAGGCCUACAGCCGGGUCUUAUAUUAUCUGAUCUGUAAUGUUCAGAUUGCAGAUCUACAGUACAUUAAUGGAGCUCAGUGCAGAAUGUGUAUUUCUGAUGCUUUACUGUGCCUCAUGAAGGAAAGUAAACAGUCAUGUGGGGUUAGUCAUGUGCAGUUAUUUACCCAUCCUUCCCCUGCCUGUACAUCUAACAGUCUUAAGGACCCACUCAACACUUAACUGUGCUUCUAAAGGUUUAUCUAACUCUAGGAGCUUUGGAUUGAGGGGGGCGAUGUGAGAGACGCAGAGAAACUGUUGAGGGGAGGCAGAGAGACGGGAGUGGUGUGGAUAUUGAUUUCUCUGGCUGUGUUUCAGGCUUUCAAUCAGCAUGACUGUGGUAAAUAAAUGAUUUCUGCUUUGGGCCACAGAAAUACAAGUCAUACAAUCGUGUCUGAUCUUCUCCUUUAAACAAUGUCCAGUUGUUACAUCACUGAGUUGGUGUCUGCCAGGCAUACUUCAUGCAGACUGUUGUAUACACAGGCAGUUGCAGGUUCACUUGACUGGAGAUGGGACAGACUGCAAAGACUGCAGCUGAAACCACAACCUGGAGAUGUAUAUGUGUGAGCUUUGAGGGCUUUGAGGGGACUUUUGAAAAGUGACAACAUUCUUUGUAGAUGAAACUGUGUCCUAAUCUAAUUUCCUUGAGAGCUUUGGGAUAAUUAUUAAAGUGGAUUUUAUAAUAACUUUUAAGUUGAGACUGGUUGAAAGGUUGUGGUGGGGCAUGUGGGUUCACUAUAUUAACCAAUUCAAACCCAUGCUGUGCUAGCCUUGAUCCUCCUGGGUGCUUUGACUCAGUCCUGUUCUGUACGGCGUGUCUGGACUUAUCCAACAAUACUCUAAAAAUCACAACAUCAAUAUUCAGCUGUGUUUUGAAUGGCCUACAGCACCAUUCCUGCACACUGUGACAACGUCAUGCAGUCCACGCCAAAGCUUUUUUCUGGACGGUGAUGAAAACUAAAAACUGAGGGAGUGCUUUCUCAAAACUCAACAGUUUUUGGGUGGAAAGUGUUAUUAAAACAUACUUGUGGCAAUGCUGCACACCAGCCUAACCUUAUAUGGUCAUGUUUCUAAAAUCCUUCAGUGCAGACAGACAAAACAGCUAGGGCACCUUUAGUGCAGUUACUGUGUUUAAAGAGUCUACAACAGCUAGGUGCCAAUGACUUGCAGAGAGACAACCUGGCUGGGUCUGUCUGCCCUGCAGCUCUGUGUUUUCUUCUGUACUAAACUGUCCUGGAGCCGGUGUGGAGGUAACCACAAAACAAAAGCAGAGAAACAACAAUAGAGUGGCUUCCCACAUUUGUAGAAGACUUAAAUGCUCUUGAGAAGAGUUGUUGCAUAGCAUUCAUGGGUGUACCUCUGUAUCCUCAGGCCAUCAGGAGACAAGUGAGAGCACUUACAACUGUCAGUCAUUGUUUUCAUGGCCUGUUGCUCCCAUCUGCCUACCUCAGGAUGGUGUUAGCUUACGCACAUAUAUGUUCGUACAUGCAGACUCUCAUACACAUUCACAAGUUGUAUGCGCGGGUUAUGCCCUGUUCAGCAUGCAAGAGUGACUUGUUUUGUUGUCCCUUAUCAACAAACCAGUAUCUGCAUGUUUUAUCUGUAUGGCCCUGUCUCAGUUACAUGGAUGCCUCUCUGCUUCUCUGUUUUGAAUAGUCAAUCAUAGUCAUUUUGUUUCCACUUGUUUUUCCAUUUCCAUUUUCUCCACUGAAAAGCAUUAAACCACAAAUCCAGUAUCACUUGUCACGCCCACUCUCCCACCUUUCCAUUCACCCUUGUUGAGACAGCAGACUUGAGCUGGCACCGUCUCAGUUGCGUAUAGUUGAGCAGAAGAGCUGGGGGCUCCAUCAUCAUCUUCCACCGACAAAGAUGGGAGGAUUAAACAGCAACAUUUAACAUGAAGGAUAGAGUGAAAACGGAACAAGACCACUCCACACACCAUGAAGACAGAGGGCUCUCUAAAUCAGAGUCUGAAUGAAGUUGGGACUCUGCACUGCAUGUCUGCCAUUAAUUAUGGUGGCAGAGGGAAGAGGAUUAAGGUACUAUCCCAUUCAGUGGUACCAUUAGUGGGAUUGAUAUUGUUGGCCACCCUUCCUCUUGGAGCAAGCAUCAAACAGAGUGUCCCCAGGGUCAAACUGAGCCACAGAGAACUGCUGAAAGCUGGCAGUGUGUCUCUGUUUUUGGGCCCCUCUGAUGGCCUCCACUCCCACUCGCUGCUGUUGGAUGAGGAGAGAAGUCGUCUUUUGCUGGGAGCCAGGGAUCACAUCUACCUGCUUGAUCCUGACAAUCUGGCCAGAGCGCCCAGAAAGAUUCACUGGCCUGCUCCUCGGGAACGAGUCGAAAUGUGCAAACUGGCGGGGAAAAAUGUAAAUCUGGAAUGCGCUAACUUUGUCAGAGUCCUCCACAACUACAAUCGAACACAUGUCUAUUCCUGUGGGACAGGAGCCUUCCACCCUAUCUGUGCUUUUGUUGAAAUCACUGGCCGCAGAGAGGAUGGUGUGUUUCAAUUGCUGUCUAGUACAGUGGAGUCUGGCAGACUAAAAUGUCCUUUUGACCCCUUGCAGCAGUUUACCUCAGUCCUCACAGAUCAGUACCUGUAUGCAGGAACAUCUUCAGACUUCCUGGGCAAAGACACAGCGUUCACACGCUCCCUUGGUCCUCCACCUGACCAGCACUACAUACGCACAGACAUCUCUGAAGACUACUGGAUCAAUGAGGCCAGGUUUAUAUCUGCUCAUUCCAUUGCAGACACAUACAAUCCGGAUGAUGAUAAGAUAUACUUUUUCUUUCGAGAGGUGUCGUGGGAAGGCAACGACAAGAGCAUCGUGUCUCGAGUGGCUCGUGUGUGCAAGAAUGAUGUGGGUGGGCUGAGGAGUCUGACCAAUAAAUGGACCACCUUUCUCAAAACCAGACUUGUGUGUUCGGUGCCUGGGCCAGACGGCGUGGACACACACUUUGAUGAGCUCCAGGACAUCUUUCUGCUCCCUACCAGAGAUGAUAAAAACCCCAUAGUGUAUGCAGUUUUCACCACCUCCAGCUCUAUUUUCCGUGGCUCAGCAGUGUGUGUGUACAGCAUGGCGGACAUAAGGGCUGCUUUUAAUGGACCUUACGCCCACAAGGAGGGGCCUGACCACCGAUGGGUGGAAUAUGAGGGGAGGAUACCGUAUCCCCGUCCUGGGACGUGUCCCAGCAAGACAUAUGAUGCAAGGAUCAAAACCACCAAAGACUUCCCGGAUGAAGUGGUCAGUUUUAUUCGAUUCCACCCUCUUAUGUAUCGCUCUGUCUACCCUCUGACUGGCCGACCAGUGUUCACACGUGUCCGAGUGGACUACACCCUGACUCAGAUUGUGGUGGAUAGAGUUUUGGCUGAGGAUGGCCAAUAUGAGGUCAUGUUCCUGGGAACAGAUGCCGGCUCAGUUCUGAAGGUAGUGAGUAUCACUCAGGAGAACUGGUCUACAGAGGAAGUGGUGCUUGAAGAACUUCAAGUUUUCCAGGUUCCCACUCCCAUCCUCAGCAUGGAGAUAUCAUCGAAACAGCAACAGCUCUAUGUGGGUUCAAGUGAAGGACUAGCCCAGGUUUCACUCAGCAGAUGUCACCUGUAUGGCCAGGCCUGUGCUGAAUGCUGCCUGGCACGGGACCCUUACUGCGCCUGGGAUGGACACACAUGCUCACGAUACAUUCCUGCAUCAAAGAGGCGAGCCAGAAGACAGGACAUCAAGCAUGGAGACCCCGCCAGUCAGUGCUGGGACACAGAAGACAGUCCUGUUGGGGGAAAAGUGGAGGAGAGGGUCCUCUUUGGGGUGCAGAGCAACUCCACAUUUCUCGAGUGUAUCCCCAAAUCUCAACAGGCCCAGAUCCGGUGGUACAAACAGAGACCUGGCUCUGAACGCAGGGAGGAGGUGCGACUGGAUGAUCGUGUUAUGCACACAGAUCGAGGUCUGCUGAUUCGCUCCCUCCACGCCUCCGAUGCUGGGGACUAUGUCUGCGUAGCUCAAGAGCACACACACUUCACCCACACUCUCCUCCGACUCACGCUACACCUAGUUACACAUGGGCAUGUGGAUGGGAAGUCAAAGCCCAGUGAAGACCCCGUAGUGGAACCACGCCACAGUGCUGAGUCCCGCCAGCGUUAUAAAGACUACCUGAGAGUGAUGAGCUCUCCUUUCAGCUCUCUGGAGGAGUACUGUGAUUCGCUGUGGCUGGAGAAGAAGCUGUCAAGGGUGCGAGGACGAGGCUUAGGAGCUGGCAAAUGGAAACAUAUCCAGGAAAUGAAGAAGAGCAGGAACAGGAGACACCACAGGGACAGGGAGGAGAAGUGGGCAAAACAAGGGAGGGUGGUGAGGAGAGCAAAGCAGUGAAGGGUGUGGUACAAAAAUAUUCAGUGUUAGCUGUCUGUAUUCAGUAGUUCAAAAGUUCAUAGUAAAAGUAUGAAUUACAAAGUUGUUUCAAGGAAAGCAUCAGAGACCAAGCCUUUGCAAUGUGUAAAACAUUUUGUUUUGCUAAGUCAUCUAUUGACUUUUGUUUCAGCUACAGUGCUACUGGAGAUAAGCUGACCAGAUGAAGGAUAGAACAGGACUGGUCUUUCUUUACAGAACUCUGGCAAACUAUACAGACUGAUGGUUAAUAGAUGCAAUCAUUUGAUGAUAUUGAAGGUUGAAUUGGUGAGACUGGAGUUCCUUUGUGGUGUUGACAAUGCAUUCACGUUGAAUGACUGUAAAUAUUUAUAUACAAUGUACAGGAGAUGCAGCAUGCUCUAUUUAGUCUUAUUACUGUUCUGUAUAACUAUAAAGAUAAUCCCGUGUUAUGCUUGGACUGAUAAAAUGACAUAUUUUUGUACAAACAUUUCACUCUCAUGUACUGUAGGUUUGUUAGAUGUUUUCUUUGCUGCUGUUUUGGAAAGUUAUUUAAAUAAAUUUGUUUUGGAGUCUCUGC
Scatophagus argus is the source of this 5016-nucleotide messenger RNA. RefSeq names its product sema domain, immunoglobulin domain (Ig), short basic domain, secreted, (semaphorin) 3D (gene sema3d). Gene Ontology annotation, biological process: positive regulation of cell migration; axon guidance; neural crest cell migration. The transcript is spliced from 18 exons. The record is from RefSeq and is a predicted model, not a curated record. Gene Ontology annotation, molecular function: chemorepellent activity; semaphorin receptor binding. NCBI's taxonomy places the organism in Eukaryota, Metazoa, Chordata, Actinopteri, Scatophagidae. Bases 2025 to 4442 code for a protein of 805 amino acids.